Molecule: messenger RNA, 399 nt
Organism: Akanthomyces muscarius
Lineage: Eukaryota; Fungi; Ascomycota; Sordariomycetes; Hypocreales; Cordycipitaceae
Exons: 5
Coding region: 1-399 (132 amino acids)
Source: RefSeq, a predicted model, not a curated record
AUGUUGCCAAAAAUAUUUGCUGUCAGCUCACCCAUUUGCCAAGUUUCGACAGAAGUUCGAGGGCAUUCGACCACAGUGACCUGGCGGCACGCUCGAAAAGGUGAUACCUAUUGCGUACUAUCGCCCGGCACCACCGUCCACAUCAGCCACAUGCAAUGUCCUGGCUACCACAUUGCAUACUGCGAAAUACUUGCCAGCCAUGUUGCCCCGGUAGUGUUGCUACAGGAAACUCUCUCCUUCCAACACCGUUGCCACAAGAAGAGCCGUCCACCCGAAACAAUGAGUUUGAAACUGGCAAUCCUGUGCAUGAUGGCUGCUAGCCCAUCAGUGCUUAGCGCUCCCCGUCCUAAUGGUGGCCAGGCUUGGGCCGUCGAACCUCCCACUGUAAACGCCAGAUAG